Molecule: messenger RNA, 300 nt
Organism: Blepharisma stoltei
Lineage: Eukaryota; Ciliophora; Heterotrichea; Heterotrichida; Blepharismidae
Source: the annotation of a GenBank genome assembly
AUGUACCCAAUUAAUCAGCAAUUCGUACAACCAGGAAAUUAUCCUCCUGGUUAUAUUUAUCCUCAGCCUAACUCAUACCCUGGAAAUUCUGGAGCAGCUCAAACAGAGAUAAAUAAUUCAUCGGCUUACUCAUAUCCAGUUCCAAGUCCACCUCCACAAGGAUAUAAUAAUCCAGGAGCUUAUCCUCCCCAAAAUUUGUAUGGAGUAGCUCAAGGGUAUAAUGAACCCAAUGCCAAUCCAAAUUUUCAAGCAAACGUAACUGAAAUUAAGGAAGAAAAUUUGCUGAAGCAGCCAUUAUAA